Molecule: messenger RNA, 2078 nt
Organism: Camellia sinensis
Lineage: Eukaryota; Viridiplantae; Streptophyta; Magnoliopsida; Ericales; Theaceae
Source: RefSeq, a predicted model, not a curated record
GGUGGUGGUGGUUUUGUGUGUGAUAUCGUCGUCGUAGUUUGAGUGGAAAAUGGCGGUUCCUCCGACGGUCCCCGCCGCUCCGGCGUCUCUGUACGUCGGCGACCUACACCAUGACGUCACAGACGGUCAGCUUUUCGAUCACUUCUCCGAAUUCAAGAGCCUCGCCUCUGUUCGCGUCUGUCGCGACUCUUCCACCGGACGAUCCCUCUGUUACGGUUACGUCAACUUCAUCUCUCCUCAAGACGCAAUACGUGCUAUUGAGAUGAAGAAUCACUCUCUGCUGAAUGGAAAAGUGAUAAGGGUUAUGUGGUCGCUUCGUGAUCCUGAUGCAAGGAAGAGUGGAAUUGGAAACGUAUUUGUCAAGAAUUUGGGUGAGUCGAUUGAUAAUGGGAAGCUGCAAGAAAUGUUUGAAAAAAUUGGCACUAUUUUGUCUUGCAAAGUAGUCAUGUCUGACGAUGGGAAGAGCAAAGGAUAUGGCUUUGUCCAGUUCGAUUCUGAGGAAUCUGCAAAUGCUGCUAUUGAAAAGUAUAAUGGAUUCAGUAUUGGAGGGAAGCAAAUGUAUGUAGGAAAGUUUGUGAAAAAGAGUGAUCGGAUUUUACCCAGUCCCGAUGCUAAAUAUACAAAUCUCUACUUCAAGAAUUUGGAUCCAGAUGUCACAGAAGAAAUUUUUAAGGAGAAGUUCUCUGUGUUUGGGAAAAUUGUUAGCUUAGUUAUCACAAAGGAUGACAAUGGGGCCUCAAGAGGCUUUGGAUUUGUGAAUUUCGAUAACCCAGAUGAUGCUAGGCGGGCAUUGGAAGCUAUGAACGGGUCACAACUUGUAGGCUCCAAGGUUCUCUAUGUAGCUAGAGCACAGAAGAAAGCAGAACGUGAGCAGAUUUUGCGCCGUCAUUUUGAGGAGAAACGGAAGGAGCAAAUCUUGAAAUACCAGGGUUCAAACGUCUAUGUCAAGAAUAUUGAUGAUGAUGUCACUGAAGACGAGCUGCGAGAGCACUUCAGACAGUGUGGCACAAUCACCUCUGCAAAACUUAUGCGAGAUGACAAAGGAAUUAGUAGGGGGUUUGGGUUUGUCUGCUUCUCUAAACCUGAGGAAGCCAACAAAGCUGUGAAUACUUUUCAUGCAUACAUGUUUCACAGAAAGCCAUUAUAUGUGGCUAUUGCUCAAAGGAAAGAGGAGAGGCAUGCCCAAUUACAGAUUCAGUAUGCGCAGCACAUAGCAGGACUAGCAGGACCUUCAACUGUUAUCCCCGGCGGAUAUCCUCCUUUUUAUUACACAGGUCCUCCUAGUGUUGUUUCACAAGUACCUCCACAACCUGGGCUUAUGUAUCAGCCUCUAGGAUUGAGGCCAUUUUGGAGAGCUAAUGGCUUUGCACCUCCAACCAGACCUGGUUUUCAGCCGUCACCACUCCCAGUGAUUUCUAACUCUCCAAGACAGCAUAGGCAAAACAGGGGAAGGAUGAACGGGCAUAUGCCUCCACAAGGUGGUGUUCAUAGUGUUUCUUAUGUUCCACAUGUGCAACUGCCCUCCCAGUCAAUGAACUCAUCAUCAAAAGAUUCAAGCAAUCAACAGCGGACUGGGCAAGCAAGGUAUGUGCCAAAUGGACGUGUGCGCGAGAUGAACAAAGGAUCCGCAGUCUCAUCUGCUGUUUCCAAUUCUAUUGGAUCUGGGUCUGAGGGGUCAGAGAUGUUGAGCAGCAGGCUUGCUGCCGCUUCCCCUGAGCAGCAAAAACAGAUUCUUGGAGAGCGACUCUACCCUCUUGUUCAGAAACAUAAGUCUGAUCUUGCUGCAAAAAUAACCGGGAUGCUUUUGGAGAUGGACAACUCAGAAUUGCUUCUGUUAUUGGAGUCACCCGAGUCACUGGCUACUAAAGUGGAGGAAGCUGUGCAGGUACUCAAGCUCUCAAAGACAAAAGUUUCCGGCCAAGACUCACGUCAUCCUACUAGCUACCUAUCCGCUGAGGUUGCAGUUAACUGAAAAAAGGCAAUUGUGUGAGACUAAUUUUUUUUUUUGCCCCUGAAGAUUAUGUUACGCGAGCAAAAUUUUUGACAGUUACAUUCAGUGAAUGAUCUUCUUCUUUGGU